AGCGCUUCGAAACCUCGACUAGUCAGUACCCAGCAGUACAUCACUAGUUUUGCUUUUAUGAGACCCGAGCGGUCCGACUUCAUGGCAAUAAGAUCAAGCAGAGGUGCGGAAGGACUUUCCCAUUUCACAUGGCAAUACACUGAGGUGUCUAAUGGCCUCCAGCUCAGGGCUGUCCAUGUGAGAAGUGAAUCUGAGAAGAGAAGGGCAGACGCUUAAAGAGACAGAAGAGUUUCCCACAGAGUAUGGCCUCUGCCAAAGAAGAUGGUGUGGAUGAAAGAACGGUGGACAUUAAAGAAGAGGACUGUGAGCGGCUCACACCAGAAGAUAUGUGUGUGAAGCUGGAGGAUCAAGAAGAAAGAAUAUCAGUUUUUAAAGAGGAGGAGGAGUGCAAGGGGGUGACUGCUGCCAUUAAAGCUGAGGAUUUGAAUGAUUUCUCUGUUGGUCUUGAACUUCAAAAGCAUGAAACUGAGGAUAUUUUCAAGCAAGAUGCCUGUGAAGAAUCUCCAUCCAGUUUACAGCCCUGGUCCGCUAAUACGGGACGACUGGCUACGCAGGAGAAAUCAGAGUCUGAAGAGAAAAUCACUGAGGGAAAUGGGAGAGAAGAAGAGGAGUCACCUGGGAAUGUUGGAAUAAAUUUACAGAAGAAUGGCAGCUUCUCUCCACCUUCAUUUGGUCAGCCCUCUCUUCAAUACAAAGAGAAAGCUAUGAAGAAAUCAGCAAGAGUAUCUAAGAACUUGACAGCAGCCUUUUUGCAGUGCAGUUCUCUCCCUGCUACUGGAGUAACACAGACAGAAGCGAUCAAAACUGAUCGACAGCAAGUGGAGAAAGAAAUCCAAGUUCACACUGGAAAAAAAUGUUGUUUGGAAUGUGGCAAACAAUUCACACAGAAAAGUUAUCUUAAUAAGCAUAUGAAGAUUCACACAGGAGACAAACCUUAUUGCUGUUCAGAAUGUGGUAAGUCCUUCUCAAGGAGAGCCCACCUUAAGAGGCACAGAAGAAUCCACACAGGAGAAAAGCCUCAUCGUUGUCCAGAAUGUGGUAUGUUGUUCUCAUGCAGAAGCAAUCUUCAGAACCACAGAAGACGCCACACAGGAGAAAAACCUCAUUGUUGUCCAGAAUGUGGUAAGUCGUUCUUAAGGAGAAGCUGUCUUCAGAGACACAGAAUAAUACACACUGGAGAAAAACCUCAUUGUUGUCCAGAAUGUGGUACUUUGUUCUCAAGCAGAAGUAAUCUUCAGAACCACAGAAGACGCCACACAGGAGAAAAACCUCAUUGUUGUCCAGAAUGUGGUAAGUUGUUCUUAAGGAGAAGCUGUCUUCGGAGACACAGAAAAAUUCACACAGGAGAAAAAACUCACUCUUGUCCAGAAUGUGGUAAGUUGUUCUUAAGGAGAAGCUGUCUUCAGAGACAUGGAAGAAUACACACUGGAGAAAAACCUUCUUGAUGUCCAGAAUGUGACAAACAAUUUUCUGACAAACGCAAUUUUCAAAGGCACACAAAAAUUGAUACUGGAGUGAAGCCAUAUUGCUGUUCUCAAUGUGGAGAAAGGUUUUAAACAUUGUGCGUUUACUUGAAAAGAGCUAAACUCCCACUUAAGCGAAAAUGCAGUAUGUAUGUUCUAAAUGUGGCAAAUGUUAUACAAACCAGAAUGCCAAAAUCCAUACUGAAGAAAAGUCUCAUUGCUGUUCUGAAUGUGAGAAAUGAUUCUUAUAUUUAAGCACACUUCAGUGCCACAUCAGAACUCAUACU
This is a messenger RNA of Erpetoichthys calabaricus (reedfish), 1750 nucleotides long. RefSeq names its product zinc finger protein 665-like. The transcript has 3 exons. Gene Ontology annotation, molecular function: DNA-binding transcription factor activity, RNA polymerase II-specific; RNA polymerase II cis-regulatory region sequence-specific DNA binding. Gene Ontology annotation, biological process: regulation of transcription by RNA polymerase II. NCBI's taxonomy places the organism in Eukaryota, Metazoa, Chordata, Cladistia, Polypteriformes, Polypteridae. The coding region runs from base 243 to 1445 and encodes 400 amino acids. The record is from RefSeq and is a predicted model, not a curated record.